UAGUCAUCGCUGCUGCUGUCGUUUUGUGUGUGAAAUAAAGGAAUUAAAAUAAAAUUUCUGUAAGUGGAAAACAUUGUGCAAACAGGCAGUGGAAAUGUAAAGUAAUCUUUCAGUGGCUAUCGAGAACGUAAAUCGCCUACUGUAGUUUAAAAGGUGGGAAAUUCCUUCAAUGUGUGUUGGACUGUUGGUUUUACAGAAACCUUGCGGGGCGCGUCCGACGUGCAUAGAGGGCCAGAAUGUCGAGCGAUGAAGACAAACCACCCGCGCCUCCAGUGCGCCUCACCAGCAACCGGGCCACCGAUCGAGGAGAUUCUGUAGCCUCUGUAGAUAUGAGGCCUUUACCAAAAGAGCCUGAUGAUAGUGGAGACAGAAAGAAGAAAACUUUAAAAGCAAAAAUAAAAGGCUCCAAAAGUACUGCCCAUAAUGAUAAUAAGCCAAAUAUUAGCUACCCAACAAACUUUGAACAUACAGUCCAUGUUGGAUUUGAUGCUGUCACAGGAGAAUUCACAUCCUAUAAUUUUGUUACCAAGGGCAUGCCUGAAGCUUGGGCACGACUGUUAAUGGCAUCCAACAUCAGUAAACAAGAACAGAAGAGUAACCCACAGGCAGUUUUAGAUGUUCUUAAAUGGUAUGAUGCCUCAGCAACUCAGCCGCCACCAUCAAAGUAUAUGACGUCAGCUCAGAUGCAUACUACACAUUCAGGUUCUUCUGUGUCGCGAGUUUCGUCGAGUAGUCCCUCGUCUUCCACUCCCACGGAUACGGAGCACCCUGAGCCCCCGCCGCCGCCUCCUUCGCGACCCGACCGCACUAAGAGUAUUUAUACAAAACCAAUAGAAGAAAUAGAAGAAGCGCCGCCACCGCGUCCCGUACCCGCGUCCUCCUCACCGCCCCACGUGCCGCAUCCUGCGCUAACAACGCAUUCAAUAUGCAGCCGAGGGGAGACCGGAUCGGUGCUAGACCGCAACAAGAACCCUGCUGGAGCACAAACACCGCCCGCACUCGCGCCCCACCCCGCAUUGCCCGUUCUCCCCGCCCUUCCCGCACACGCUCCACAGGCAACUCCGCCCGCUAACGGCGCACCCGCCCCCGAAACCGGAAGAGCAACUGGACAGCAACAGAGGAAAAAGAAAAUGACAGAUGAAGAAAUAUUAGAAAAAUUAAGAACAAUUGUCAGUGUUGGUGAUCCUAAUAGAAAAUAUACAAAAAUGGAGAAAAUUGGCCAAGGGGCUUCGGGAACAGUGUACACGGCGAUCGAAACUUCGACCGGCAUGGAAGUGGCGAUUAAACAAAUGAACCUCAGCCAGCAACCCAAGAAAGAGCUCAUCAUCAAUGAAAUUCUCGUGAUGCGGGAGAACAAGCACAACAAUGUUGUCAACUACUUGGACAGUUACUUGGUUAAUGAGGAACUGUGGGUAGUAAUGGAGUACCUGGCGGGCGGGUCCCUCACGGACGUUGUGACGGAGACGUGUAUGGACGAGGGGCAAAUUGCCGCCGUGUGCCGCGAGGUCCUGCAAGCGCUGCAUUUCCUGCACACAAACCACGUCAUACACCGCGACAUCAAGUCCGAUAACAUCCUGCUCGGACUUGACGGGCAGGUCAAGCUGACCGAUUUUGGUUUCUGUGCACAAAUAUCCCCUGAGCAAAACAAAAGAACCACCAUGGUCGGAACGCCCUAUUGGAUGGCACCUGAAGUUGUUACAAGAAAACAAUAUGGUCCAAAGGUUGAUGUUUGGUCAUUGGGGAUAAUGGCGAUUGAAAUGAUCGAAGGUGAGCCGCCAUACCUCAAUGAGAACCCUUUGCGGGCGCUCUACCUGAUCGCGACUAACGGCAAGCCUGACAUCAAGGACAAAGAAAAACUCAGCACCGUUUUCCAAGACUUCCUCGAUCAGUGUCUAGAAGUCGACGUGGAUGGACGAGCGACAGCCCUCGACUUACUAAAGCAUCCAUUCCUUAAGAUGGCGCGACCUUUGGCUUCGCUGACUCCCCUCAUCAUGGCAGCAAAAGAAGCGGCCAAGAGCCAUUAGCGCAGGCCCGCGGCGCCCGCCGCGCCCGCGCCCUAGCGCGUCCAGUGCCUCGCGCGCGGCGCCGGGCUGCCGCGUGCGCCUUUACCCACGAUCACCACCGACGAGGACGUAUCCCACUCUUAACUAUUGUACUAUAGUUGGACACUCCCAGUGCCUAGUGUAACAUUUUCUAAACAUUCGCUUGCGUAGAAGUUAACUACGAUUUGUAUGAAAUCGAAGGAGCGCCAUCUAGUUACAAUACUGAAAACAGUAUUAUCACUAGGUGGCGCUCUUUCGAUUUAACUACGACUAUCGAAGUAAACUACGAAUUGUAUGAAAUAGAUUGUACUACGAUUAACGAAUUUACCUACAACUGGUACGAAAUCGAAAGAUCGCCAUUUACUAUACUGUAUUGCAACUCGAUGGCGCUCUAUCGAUAUUAUACAAGUCGUAGGUAACUUCAAUACAAAUCUUAUUUACGUUCCACGCGAUCGAAUAAGUAGAAAAUCUCACACUAGACACCUCGUAAUCAAAUCCGAGAUACGUCCUCCGGAUUAUUUAGUUGUCACCAACGAAUCGGUGUAAUCUACGGUUUCUAGUGAGUAAUGUUGACUUCUACGAUGAUACAAGUAUCUACUUAUAGAGCAAUAUUUUAUGUUUAUAUAAAAAAAAAUGGCUGCAGAUUAUUAAUACGAGAGGUGAUCAUAUUUUUACAAUAAAAGAUUGAUAACGUAGCAGUCCAAUAGGCGUAGUGAUCUGUAGGUGUCGUGUAGAAACGUUAUUUAUUGUAAUUAGGGGCGCCGCCGGGUCGCCGUGUCCCUCCCGAACGUGCCGGAAAGCGAAUUUGGAUAGUGUUUUGUAGAUAUAGGCGUUAGAUACUCGAAAUGUUACGAUAAAAUCUGCGAAAAGAAGACUGGCAGUUGACUCUUAGACGUAAUGUUAUAUAAUAGUAGAAUACGGUAGGGAUAUACAAUUAUGAUAUCAGCUUAUUCACUGUGAUGGUACUUGGCGCGGAUCGCGGGGAGCACGGAGGUCGAGCCGCGACUAGUGAGAGACUGCUUGGGAGAUGUAUUGAAUGUUUACUGAAGCGAUGCGUUUUUCCUCAUACCAACAUUGAUUUUAGAUAUGAGAUUAGUUUUAUAAUAUUAUAACAUAGCUUUGAGAAGCACGCAUUUUACUAAUAUUUAUGAAUGUGUGAUAGUUGCGUAUUUUAUUCUUAUUUCUAUUUUCGACUGACCUUAUUUUAAUUGGAUAACAGAAUGUCUGUUGCCUUAGGCUCCAACUCAACGAGCGAAUCUGUCGCGGCGAUACCCUCGCUGAGCAACUAACUCAUGUACUCAAUCGAGUAAACGAUUUCCAUGGCAGUACGAUGAGUCGCUCUGACAUGUAAUGCAAGCCACUAGUCAUGUUAGUAAAUGACUUUAACUGGAGAUUCACCCUGAACUAGUGUUAAUACAAUUUUACACAACAACGGUUUGCAAGCCCCAUCGAGUACUGGAAAUCUCGAAUCGACCCAAAAACCAAGCUAAAAGCAUUAAGAUUUAUUGGUGGCGCCGUGGGAAAAAUGUACCUGCCAACCUUUGCCAAUUUUUUAUCGAUUAGGGAGUCAAAAAUAAUUGCAUCGUCACUAAGGUUGCUGUAAUACGGUAACUAUGAAUUAAAAAAAUACCGGCGGCAUCCUCGCGAUAAAUCCGCUCGUGGAAUCGGCGCCUUACCAUAAUGCUUUUGAUUGUCGGUACUAUAGCCAGCUAGUUAAGUUAGGCUAUGCCUAUGAUUAUUAGGAAACCAUAAUUUAUUGCGAGCUGCUUUAGUUAUUUUGAGUUAUAUUGAGGAUAAUUUAUUUCAUUAUUCAGGAUAAUUAAUAAUUUCAAUGUUUUAACUAUAAUACGGAUACUCUGCAAAGAGCGAUUCAAUUUUGAUGUUACAGAUCGCGUAAGUUAAUUUAAUUAUGAAUGUAUUAUGAAAUAUAACUUUAUUUUUGUGACGAUAUCAUUGUUAGUCAUGAGAGCGAAGCAUUUACAUAGUAUUAAGUUUAUAUAGUUUAUUGUACUGAUUAUAUUCGGAAUGAGGAAAGAUUGGUAAUUUAUCGUUUUAGGCACAAAACAUUAUUUCCUAAUAGUAUGAAAAAAAAUAUAAUAAUAUACACUUUAAUUACAUUUCGUGAAAAAUAAC
Molecule: messenger RNA, 4175 nt
Organism: Pararge aegeria (speckled wood butterfly)
Lineage: Eukaryota; Metazoa; Arthropoda; Insecta; Lepidoptera; Nymphalidae
Gene: Pak
Product: serine/threonine-protein kinase PAK 3
Exons: 13
Coding region: 237-2024 (595 amino acids)
Biological process (GO): protein phosphorylation; regulation of axonogenesis; intracellular signal transduction
Cellular component (GO): cytoplasm
Molecular function (GO): ATP binding; protein serine/threonine kinase activity
Source: RefSeq, a predicted model, not a curated record